Messenger RNA from Solanum dulcamara, 1908 nucleotides. RefSeq lists its product as uncharacterized. The transcript is spliced from 8 exons. The coding region runs from base 327 to 1598 and encodes 423 amino acids. NCBI's taxonomy places the organism in Eukaryota, Viridiplantae, Streptophyta, Magnoliopsida, Solanales, Solanaceae. The record is from RefSeq and is a predicted model, not a curated record.
CACACCCCAAACAGUACAACAAAAAGGACAAAGAAUUGGCAGCUGUUUAGUGUCACAGAAACAAACUCCAUUGCCCCUUUUCCAUACAAUCUCCACCUCUCCACAUUCCAUUUACACUCUUCUUCUUCUCUAUCUUUCUUGAAUAUAUUCCCCAUUUUACCCCCCAAUCUUCACGAGCGUCGGCAGAUUUUCUGACCCACAUACCUAAAGCUGUUUGUUUUGUUUUUUUUAAUCAAGAUUUCACUUUUAUCUUCAAUUAUUUUUUCAUGGUUGAAGAAUUCAAGAAACCCCACUUCACCUGAGUACACCAAAAAGCUCGGGGAAUCAUGGAUAAUGUGAAGAUGAAUUUGUUUUGCUUAUCUUUGCUGUUUAUGGCGUCACUGUUCUGUGAUACUGUUGCUGCAGAAGCUAAACAGGGCAUGUCUAUUUCUGCACAAAAAUUUGAGGUUCAAAAGCAUUUGAAUCGAUUAAACAAACCUGCAGUCAACUCCAUCAAGAGCCCAGAUGGUGAUAUCAUCGAUUGUGUUCAUAUAUCUCACCAACCAGCUUUUGAUCAUCCUUUACUUAAAAAUCAUACUGUACAGAUGAUGCCAAAUUAUCAUCCAGAAGAGCUAUUUCGUAAUGGAAAAAUGUCAACUAAAGCAAAGAACAAGAAUGAAGGGUCAAAAUCAAUUAAUCAACUAUGGCAUUUGAAUGGGAAAUGUCCAGAAGGAACAAUUCCAAUUAGAAGAACAAAAAAAGAUGAUAUUUUAAGAGCAGGUACUAUGAAAAGCUAUGGUAGGAAGACAAAUAUUUCUACCAUUCCUAAACCAGAAUCUGGUAGACCUGGCCUUGUCAGCCAAACUGGUCAUCAGCAUGCAAUAGCUUAUGUUGAAGGAGACAAGUAUUAUGGUGCAAAAGCAACCAUAAAUGUUUGGGAACCUAAUAUUCAGCAACCCAAUGAGUUUAGUUUGUCUCAGAUUUGGCUUCUUGCUGGUUCUUUUGAUUCAGAUCUUAAUAGUAUUGAAGCUGGAUGGCAGGUUAGUCCAGAUUUGUAUGGAGAUAACAAUGCAAGACUUUUUACCUACUGGACUAGUGAUGCUUAUCAAGCCACAGGCUGCUACAACUUGCUAUGCUCAGGGUUUAUUCAAAUCAAUAAUGAAAUAGCAAUGGGGGCCACCAUUUCCCCUCUUUCCAGCUAUCAUGGUUCACAAUAUGAUAUAAGCAUUCUUGUCUGGAAGGACCCAAAAGAGGGAAACUGGUGGAUGCAAUUUGGGAAUGACUAUGUACUGGGAUAUUGGCCAGGCUCUUUAUUUUCAUACUUAACAGACAGUGCUUCAAUGAUUGAAUGGGGUGGGGAGGUGGUGAAUUCAGAAUCUGAUGGUCUUCACACCACAACUCAAAUGGGGAGUGGCCAUUUCCCUGGUGAAGGCUUUGGGAAAUCUAGCUAUUUCAGGAAUAUACAGGUAGUUGAUGAUUCAAAUAACUUGAGAGUUCCUCAAGACCUUGGGACUUACACUGAGGAUAACAAUUGCUAUGAUAUUCAGCUAGGGAAGAAUAAUGACUGGGGGAACUACUUUUAUUUUGGUGGACCUGGUAGAAAUCCUAAUUGUCCAUGACCAAGAUUCGACGAGUAUUUUAAUCUUUCUUUUUUGGGUCAUUUUAAUGUAGUAAAACUUGUAAUCUUGACAUGAGUUCUUGUAUGGUCAUUGUUUUACUCUUUGUAAAACAUUUGUUUUAGGGGGCUAUAGGUUAGUUGCAGCAAAAUGUGUAUGCAUCUUUGUUCUUUAAUUGUAUGAAAAGCUUUUCCCCUUUCUUUCUGUCUCCAAAAUGGAGGGUGAAAUUUAUAUGUAAACUUGUUACUGUUUGUUUGUUCCUGUCUUAGGAGCCAUAUACUCAUCAAUGGAGGAGAUUCAUAUAUUGUUGUAA